This is a messenger RNA of Staurois parvus, 293 nucleotides long. Lineage: Eukaryota; Metazoa; Chordata; Amphibia; Anura; Ranidae. The record is from the annotation of a GenBank genome assembly.
AUUUACUCAGUUAUCUUUUUAGAAAAAAAAAAAAUAACCCAAAUUAUAAGCAAUGAUGUCACAAGUGACAUCUUGCUUACUACUAUUCAUGUGAUCACUGAUUGGCCAAUCAGCGAUCACAUGAUCGGGACCUCACACAGAGGUCCCGUACAGCGAUCAGUGUUCUGCUGUGUCCUCCGGACACAUGAAACACUGAUCGUCAGACAGGACCUCUGUACGAGGUCCCGAUCACGUGAUCACUGAUUGGCCAAUCAGUGAUCACAUGCAAAGUAGUAAGCAAGAUGUCACUUACU